This is a messenger RNA of Exophiala dermatitidis NIH/UT8656, 4345 nucleotides long. RefSeq names its product transcriptional regulatory protein GAL4. Gene Ontology annotation, biological process: DNA-templated transcription; positive regulation of transcription by RNA polymerase II. The transcript has 5 exons. The record is from RefSeq and is a predicted model, not a curated record. Bases 605 to 3628 code for a protein of 1007 amino acids. Gene Ontology annotation, cellular component: nucleus. Gene Ontology annotation, molecular function: DNA-binding transcription factor activity, RNA polymerase II-specific; zinc ion binding; sequence-specific DNA binding. Lineage: Eukaryota; Fungi; Ascomycota; Eurotiomycetes; Chaetothyriales; Herpotrichiellaceae.
UGCGCUGCAUGACGGCAUGUGGGUGGGCGGCCGCCCUUUGAGUUCCCACCGACAAAAGAUCGUGGGUUAAUAAUAAUUAUAAUUUCGACUGCAGUGCUUGAAGAGCAGCCCAAGGGCCAACGCGGGAUCGGUGCUCAUCGGUGUCUGGCUAUUUCUUGGGUUGGUGCUAAUGAGUCGUACGUCGUUUCGUACCACCAACGGACUUCAUCACUUCGCACCGUGACUGGCAGUACUGGAACCAUCUUCCUAUCUGUCUUUUCUUUCGCACAAUAAUACAAUUGCUAGCAUUUCCGCCUCUCGAGCGUUCGAUCUCGCCGUUCCCAACUGGAACCUUAGUUCCGCCACCCGGAUUUGCGGGGAUUGUCUUCACCACUGGCACUGGCAGUUCAAGUCGUUGAGCGCGGCCUGACCGUUCACACACCGCUUCCUCAUCCUCAUAACCGUCAAUCACUGACACUGCGGUGCCGUUGACCUGACCAUUUAUUUCAAUGCGUCACCCAGUUCGGAGGAAGGCAACGUCAGCUUCGACUUAUGAGCGGCUCGGUGCAAUAUCCCCCGCCACCUCAACUCUGCAUCCCUCUUGCACGACAGGCCCCGUACCCCAAUGGGUGACGACGAGAUGAUAACUCCGCAGUCGCCAGGUCGCCAGGCCGCAGAGAACUCAGGGAAGCUGGAAUCUGCCGCAGCUUCUGCUGCCAAUUCUGUGCAAAAGAAUGACUCGAAUGCCCCAGACUCGCGGCCCGAGUCCCCUUCGGCCGAGACGCCGCCGAGCGACUCUGGUACGAAGCCGCUUCCGCCCAUGCAAAAGCGGCGCCGCGUAACCAGAGCGUGCGAUGAAUGUCGGCGCAAAAAGAUCAAGUGUGAUGGCAAGCAGCCUUGCACACAUUGUACCGUGUACAGCUAUGAAUGUACGUACGACCAACCCUCAAAUCGCCGGAGAAAUCCAGCUCCCCAAUAUAUCGAGGCUUUAGAGCAGAGACUACAAAAAGCAGAGGCCAUUCUACGUUCGGUCCUUCCAGGCCUCGACCUUGACAGCCCCAAAUUCGAUGCACAGUCCAUAGAGCAACUGAUCGAGACCUCGAAAGGGGCCGGCAAUGGCGAAGGCCCGAGACCGACCGACACCUUAGCACGGCCGGAGGAUGAUGCUCAGCUUCAAUCUAUGGUCGACCGCACUGGAGCCUUGGAUCUGGACGACCACGGCAACUGGGAUUUCCACGGCCACUCCUCAGGCUAUGUCUUCAUGCGAAAGUUCCGCCCUCAAUUCGGCGACCAAUUCUUGUAUGAAUAUCGGCAUGGCGGCAAGAACCGAACGAUCUCCCAGCUUCUCGAGUCUCCUAAAUCUGUGCAGUCUUCUCCUGUGGAAAUCAACCUUGCUGCUGGCGUCGAUCUGCCCCCAAAAGAGGUUGCCAUCGAAUUGUGUCGAAAUACCCUGGACGACUGUUGUGCGUUGAUGCGACCUAUACACCGCCCGACAUUUUUUCGACGGCUUCACUCUGUUUAUGACACGGAUCCGGAGCAAUACAACAACGGACACGUUCAGUUCCUGCCUCUGCUGUACGUGGUCAUGGCGGUAGGCUGUCUGUUCUCCAAAACGGAGAACGAAAACACCAUGCUUGACGUGAAGGGCUACAAGGAGGCCAUGGAACAAGGGUACCAGUACUUCAACACCGCGAAGCAGAUGGUCGACAUCACAGACUGCAGGGAUCUUGUGACCAUUCAAACCAUCGUCUUUAUGAUCAUGUUCCUCCAAUCGACCGCCAAACUGCCGGUUUGUUACGCUUACAUAGGCAUUGCUCUAAGAGCUUGCUGUCGUCUCGGUCUUCAUCGGAACCUUCCCAACAGGUUCAGUCCCGUAGAGUCGGAGGAACGAAAACGGAUUUUUUGGUUGGUCAGGAAGAUGGACUCGUAUGUUGGUGCUGUCCUCGGCCUUCCUCAGAUGUUGAGUGACGAUGAUAUCGACCAAGAACUACCAACCGAGGUGGAUGACCAGUACAUCACGGAGGAAGGGAUCCGGCCUAUGCCGGCGGGCACGUUUCCACUCCUCAAAGCUACCAAUGCUCAUACCCGACUCACCAAUAUCCUGAGGAAGGUCGUUCGAUACAUCUAUCCGAUCAAGAAUGCCGAUGGAUCGCAAACAGACCCUAGAUACAGCAUCAGUCAUAGACGGAUAAGAGAACUGGAACGUGAUCUGCAGAAUUGGAUGGAUCAGUUGCCUGUGGAGCUGAGGCCCUCGGAAAAUGCCGGGCGGGAGCUGGCAAGGGUUCAACAACUCCUUCGAAUGUCAUACGCGCAUGUCCAAAUGAUGAUCUAUCGACCGUUUAUUCACUAUGUAUCUCAGACAUGCCAAUCGAAGAGCAUCGACAAGCGAAGCUUUGCAUGUGCGGCAGCGUGCAUCAGCGUUGCGCGAAACAUCGUGCAUAUCACGAGUGAGAUGAAAAGGAGAGGCCUUCUGGUAGGCUCGUAUUGGUUCGCGAUGUAUACGACCUAUUUUGCAAUUCUAUCCCUUGUCUUUUUUGUCAUUGAGAAUCCCGACAGCCCCACAGGGAAAGACAUCCUCAAGGAUGCCGUCGAAGGUAGGGACACUCUGGCGGGUCUCGCUAAGCGCAGUCUGGCCGCGGACAGAUGCACUGUCAGCUUAAAUGGCCUCUUUGACGUGUUACCCGAAAAGCUCAAGGAACGACGGAAUUCAUUGAAUUCUAACUCAAGCACGGCUUCUCGCAAGCGUCCGCCCCCUGGAUCCGAGCCAGGACCGCUACAGGCUAGACAGACAGUCCCCAAUAUUACAACGCCCGUGAACACCCGGGAGAGCUCAAUCACCCCCAGCCGAGCCCGGACACUCCCCUCCGAUUUCCUGGCCAAGUUGGCUAAACGAAACUCGAUGCCGGAUCCUCGAGCCCUGUCCAACCUUUCUGAAGCGGCAAGUUCGGGGCAGACGCCGCAGAUGAUGGGAUACCCGAGUCCCGCCGUUGCUUCGCCUAUGUCGGGCAAUUUCGAUUUUCAGACACCGCAGCUGGGCAACGCUCAAAUCCCAGAUUUGAAGAAUGUCAUGUUCCCUAGUGACAAUCCUUUUGCUUAUCCCAACCAGCCCAUCAGCACGCUCGAGUCGGCCGAUGGGUCAUACUCGUUCCCUGAUCACAGCUCGAUGACCCCAGGUGACAAUGCUAUGUAUUCAACACCGCCGACGAGCACGGCACAGGUAGCGAUGGGGCCUGGUCCCCAACCAGCAGCACAUCUGGGGUUUGACUUUGGAUUCCAGCAGCAGCAGCAGCAGCACCAACAACAGCCGACGCCAAGUGCAAGCGGAGGCGAUAUCAUGGCUCAUGAUUUCAUGGGUGCUAGCGGGCACUUUAACGUUCCACUGACAGACAUUAUCAUGCAGAAUGCAAUUGGAGGCUCCAACCUCCAUUUGGGCGGGAUGGGGGAUUUCUCGACGCCGGCAAUGGACAUCCCGGACGUGGCAGCGGGCAGCCAACAUCAUGACGAAUAUUGGAACGACAUGGACAAAGGGAUGAGACACGCUAACGGAAUGGCCACCCCAGGCAUACAUGGCAGCUUGGAAGGAUUCCUCGACUCGGAUGGCUGGGCACAAUGGGGUGGAGAGCAGCAUUAUGGCGAUCAGGCGCAGUAACAGCACAUCAGAGAAUGGUGGUCAUGUUUAAGCCUCUCUUAUGCUGUGUCCAAAUCCGAAGAGGGACAAGCACUCUUGUACCUCCACGAGGCAGGGAUGCUAUAGCAGUGUCACUGAGAAGCAUAUUUACAACUCUUAUAUUACGAUGGUUGCAUGAUCAGAUUACCAGGGCGUCGAGGGUUGUGGUCUGGACGGCGCGCAAAUGAAGACGCAUAAAAUUCAGCAGCAUUUGAAGGAGCGGACGGUUGUACCAGGAAAACUAAGGUGUUGUUCGUCAACGAGGGCACCUGGAUUGCCCGACCAGGCACUUGAGAUAGCUCGGGGGCGAGUGAGCUCCCAAGCCAUUCCGCCGUUCUGUCCAAGGGAUUUCGCCACCUGCACUGGCAUGUGCCGUGAGUGGUGGACUGGACUGCAUUGCACCACUGUGGUGGAGGUUGCAGUGCAUGGAAUGAUUUGAAAUCCAGCAUUUGUUCCUAGUACCAGUAGUCGCCUCGCUGAUGCCGAGGGGAGGACACUGUGGUCGGUACCAGGCGUAGAUAAUACCUUGCUCGGUACCCUAGCCACAUAACAGAUACUACAGCGUACUAUGCAAUUAGUAAUAGUUGAACGAUGGGAGAUUGAUAAUAGUUGUCGUCGGUGGUGCAUAUUGUAUGGUACGUAUCUAGUUGUGCUGAAAAAAAUGUAUGCAUUUUCAGAAAAGAUUCGAGAAUGAAGCCA